UCCUGUAAUAUCGUCUAUUCAAAAAUUGAUGUCAGUACAGUAGAGAAAAGUAAAUGUAAUUGUUAGAUUUCUAUAAUAUUUUUCUAUGUGUACUUGUAAGUAAGUGUUUUGCACAAUUUUGUGUAAAUGAAAAUUAGUCGUCUUACCAUAUACCUACAUAUAUCCAUGUGAAUCGUGCGUGCUGUGCAAAUUAAACGAAAUUAAUAAAGUUUAGUAUGGAGGAGGAAAGUAGUAAACAGGAGGACACGUCAACUUCACAAAACGCCCAAAAUUCACCCAACACUGACUCAACCACAACAGUAAAAAAUGCUCAACCGAAAGUGAAAAUUAAUGCUCCCAAAAACCCACCACCAAAGCCCAUUGCCAGAGUGAAAAUUGCUGCUCCAUACAUUGAGGAGCUGGUCGUCAGCUCGCCAAACGAAAGGAACUGGCGUGGAAUUUUUAUCGCAUUGCUGGUGAUUGUUGCUGUGCUUGGACUGAUCGUGUUCAGUAUUGUGCUCGUGUCGCCACCAGACGAGGGCCCCAGACUUAAGGGAAAGAAACCAACCCUCGAAGAUAUCUUUCAUAAACUGCCGCCUCCAGUCAGGUUCAAUGGCACAUGGAUAUCAGAUGUAGAAUUCGUCUACAGGGACUCAUAUGGAGGUCUUACACUGUACAACGCCGAAAAUUUAACUACCAAAGUUUUGAUGACGAACGCUACUUUUAGGCUUUACGAUGCAGUAGAUUACAAGAUUUCCAGCAACUUGAAGUACGUUCUUCUUAUAACAAAUGUAGUAUAUACCUAUAAGCACACCAAAUUAGCCAAAUAUUACAUCUAUGAAAUACAAACAAGAUUUAAGAAGCCCUUAUCACCGAUUGAAUUAGAUAUUAAUGCGCCAUUCCUUCAAUACGCCGAAUGGUCUCCAGACGGUUCUAGCGUAGUAUUCGUUCAUGAAAACGACAUCUACUACAAGCCAAAAGUGCAAAAAGAUCUCGUUUGCCGAAUCACCCAAACGGGAAAGAAGGGCAUAAUUUAUAACGGAGUGCCAGACUGGUUAUACGAAACUGAAAUUUUGAAAACCGAUCACACGUUGUGGUUUUCAUCCGAUGGACAAUACUUACUCUACGUUACGUUUAACGACACAGAAGUGGGAGAAUAUAACUAUCCUUGGUACGACAGCGAAAAUAACUACAUACAGUAUCCCAGCGUAAGGAGUUUGAGAUAUCCCAAGAGCGCUUAUUUCUUCCUUGAUAACAAUACUUUACAUAUAGGUUAUUUGUUUCAGUUUCACACAGAAAAAGAAACGUGCGGAUGGACGGAACCAAUUUUUCAUCCCGUAUUUUCGGCCAACGGUGCCCAGGCCCUAAUGCGACUUCCGGUCAGAGACGGUGAUAACGGCAACUUCAUGCACGCUUGUCAAAUACAUUCCCACAACGUCAUUCCAUUAACACAUGGUGCUUUCGAAUUAACGAAAAUACUCGCAUGGGACGAAGAGAAUCAUUUGUUGUUGGGGUCCGUGGAAGUUCAAGAUCAAUUGGCCGUGUUGUCUUACAUAGGAGACACUUUCAAAUUCAUCGACAAAAGUAGGAUAUGCGUAGUGGGAAAAGGCUACGGGGGCUACAUAGCAGCUAUGCUCCUUAUCCAGGACAUCCAUCAAUCGAUCAAUUGCUCAGUGAGCAUUUCACCUAUCGUUAGUUGGCAACACUACAAUUCGUACUUCACGGAACGUUACAUGGGAUUACCAUCGGAAAAAUUGUUAGAAUACGAAAAAGUUGACUUGGCAAGAAGAUCAGCGAACUUGCUCGACAGAAAUUUUAUGCUAAUCCACGGUACAGCAGAUACAACUGUGAAAAAUCAACAUUCCAUUUUGUUUACGAAAUCCCUCAUCGAACAUGGAAUUUUGUUCCGGCAAUUGAUUUAUCCCGAUGAAGAUCACGAUUUCAGUAAGAAAUCGCUCAUACAUAUGUACAAGCAAAUCGACCAGUUUUUUAACGAUUCUUUCGGUCCAAGUAUUGACGACUGGGAGGACUCAACUGGGUUUUUUAUACAAUAGUUUAUAAAUUUUUUAAUGCGGUUAAAAAAGGACAAAAAAAUUGUUGAUUAGAUAAUGUUGUAGCUAUAUCUACCCCACGUGACGAUCUCUUUUUCACAGGACAAAUUGAAAUCAUUGCUAUAAAUUUAAUAUACUUUCUCCAAGUGCACCCGUAGUAAAAUUAGUAGUAAAGUUUAAAUGCUGCUCAAUUUUUAUUGGCG
Messenger RNA from Agrilus planipennis (emerald ash borer), 2233 nucleotides. RefSeq names its product probable dipeptidyl-aminopeptidase B. Gene Ontology annotation, molecular function: dipeptidyl-peptidase activity; serine-type peptidase activity. The transcript is spliced from 10 exons. Gene Ontology annotation, biological process: proteolysis. NCBI's taxonomy places the organism in Eukaryota, Metazoa, Arthropoda, Insecta, Coleoptera, Buprestidae. The record is from RefSeq and is a predicted model, not a curated record. The coding region runs from base 216 to 2033 and encodes 605 amino acids.